Messenger RNA from Hyalella azteca, 4303 nucleotides. Its product is annotated as actin cytoskeleton-regulatory complex protein PAN1. Lineage: Eukaryota; Metazoa; Arthropoda; Malacostraca; Amphipoda; Hyalellidae. The transcript is spliced from 6 exons. The record is from RefSeq and is a predicted model, not a curated record. Bases 8 to 4303 code for a protein of 1431 amino acids.
UAUUCAAAUGAAUGAAGAAACGAAUCCUUGUUGUGGUGGCGACAAAUCUGAAGUUUAUUCUACUUCGGCCACGACACUACACGAGGGCGCAAAAACUUGCAAGGAAACUGCCGCUGAACCUCAAAUGAGAGAUUCAAAUGGACAUAAAAACAUGCAUAACAACAACAUGAAAUCAGCCCUAACGAGCAGCGUCAUCUUGAAGCCAAGAUUCAGAGACAUGAAUCAGCCAGAGGUUGCGUCAGCGCUGAUGCUAGCAUCGUCAGAGCGUCACGGUGAGACGUGCAAGGCAUCUGUCAGAGACGAUAGCCAACAAGACACAAGAGAAAAAUAUGCCCAAAAAUAUCCACAGGCUGAAAAAGAAGCUCGGGCAGAGAAAAAAACAAACUUUUCUCAUGAGCCACGCGAGUAUGAUUCAUCCGGAGAAAAUAAUCGGAUUGAGCCUGAUGGUGAAAACUCUAAACAACAUCAAAAGUUUAUCAAUACACGGCAACAACAUAUUAAUAACCAGGUUUUCGAUCUAAGUUUCUACAAAAAGUUUGUUAAUGAAUCUAAAGCGAACGUCUCCGGAAAAUGUGAUCGAAAUGAUGUUGAAUCAGAACAAAAGGUAAAUAUGGAUACUGCAUCUAGAGAUUGUGUUAACAAAUUUAAUAAUGCAACCGAAACUUGCAUAAUUAAGUUUCCAAAUGAAGCCCCAUAUAAUACAAUUAAAAUGGUCCAGAAAAGAAUUAUGCCACCCGAGAGCGCUAAAAUGGUAACCAAAGAUGUUUAUCCAUCGCAAAUAAUAUCAAAUAAACCGAAAAAGAUUAUUAAAAGAAUCAUUAAGAAAAUAAAAAUGGGUAGCUCUAACAGAGAAGCCGAAUCAUUUAAAAAUGUAAAAAACAUUUCGUCAGGCUCAGUGGGAAAUGAUGAUAUCAUCAAACUGAACAUCACUGAUGCAUCGCUUGAAAAAAAUAACAAUUCCUAUGUAAGUAUGUUUUCCACGAGCUUGGGGUAUGUGAAAAAUAUCUGUGAACACGACUCAAAGUCAUGUGAUGGAAGUUCAGCUUUACCGGAGCCAUUGCAACACAAAUUUGAAGGGUUGCAUGGAGAUAAAACGAAUGUAAGAAAUUUGAAAAAUUUCGAAAAUUCGGAGGAAAAGGCCGUAGAUGUUCGAGCUAAUGUCUACAAACAGAAGGAUGAACAUCAACAGGAAAAUUGUACAGUGAGUUCUAAACCUGAUCAAAAUUUUUGGACAGACCGAGUUUUGAAAUUAACAGAAAAAACGGUGACCAAGUACCACGGAGAACCCAAUUCCAGCGGAAUGGCGACGACGGAAUUCAUUAUCCCUCCUCAACGCAAAGUCAUUUGGCCUCGGCGAAUUGAACCGACGGGGCUUAAGGCCAUUCCUCCCUGGGCCGAACGGGACGCUCAGCCUCCCCCACCUCCGGUAAACCACUACACCUCCUCAUCCACACCUCCCCGUCGGCGCCUCAUACCUUGCACUAAUGAUGACCAGUUGAGUAAGCAGGCAGGAAUGUCCAAGUCAGAGACUCAAAUAAACAACCUAAAUACAACGCGUUCUGAUGUAGCUUCUUCUUCAGGAAGAGUGAAUGAUUUUAUGUGCAUUGAGUCGCGUAACUCCUGUGCAUUGGCUUCGCCUUCUGCGAGAACUGCCGCUACAACAACAAGUGACGCUACAGCAGCAAGUGCCACUACAGAAACUAGUGCCACAACUCGUCGCCAAGUGGAUGUCAAUCCACUUAACGAAAGAGCCACCUGCGGGAGUGAAACUCUAAAAUUAGAGGCACAAAUUACAGCUGGUGGUGCAGGGGAAGCUUGGCCAGCAGCCAAGUCUUCAGGUGGCAGUUCUUAUUGUGGGGACAGCACCACAGGUGGCAGUCAGUCGUCCACUUCUGCUCUGCGGGACCAGGCAGCGAGGAAGAAAAGCGACGUGAUUUUGCAGGCUGAAAUGGUCACAGUGAAGUCGGGUAACGCCAGCACCAAUACAUCGAGUGAUAAAAUGGGUGAAGGUCUCAUAGGAGGGGCAGCUUCUUCCAAGUGGGUUGCUGGAAAAAGAAUUUCUGGCGGCGGUGGGACUGUCGGUGUGAUCCGGCAAGAUGAUUCGUGGAGAAAGGAAGGAUCAGUUAAGGCUGCUCAGAUGCCUCCAUCACCGCGCUUGGACAACCGAAAACAAAAGAAAGAACUUGCUAGCUCUAAGCCGGUAGUGCAACAACCAACAAUUGCCGAGCAGGACGGCGAGCUUCCCGAGGCUCCUUGGAGAAAAUCUCCCAAGCACGCAAGAAAGACGGUACCUGUCCAAGCCACGGACGCCGUCCCUAUCGUGCCUGAAAAUCUACCUGACACUUCAAAUGUUAAUCCGAAAUGCAGUUCAAGUGCAGACACUAUAAUCCAAGGAAGUGAACAUUUCCAGAUUUCAGAGUCAGAGACCACAACAGUGGAAAGUACUUUGGUCUCAUCCCUAGAACAACGUGCAGUAACCGAAUUUACUUCAGCGUCUGAGCUAUCAUCUAGUAUGACCUCAAAAAAUAUCUCUAAUCAAAUCCCUCCUAAUCCAGCAAACCUUCCACCCCAUGCUCCGAUACAGCAUAAGAAAAUAUCAGGUUCCCCAAGAGGCUCUCCUAAAAACAGUCCAAUUUUACCCCGUCGAGGUGCUCAAACCACACCACCACCGACUCCCCCUGCGUCCUCAAAACCAUCUGGGUUGUCAGAAUCUCCGCCUUUGAUGAUCUCCGUAGGCGCAGAUGAAGCUCUUAGUGUUGGCAGCCACCCCAUGGUCGGUUCUGAGUCACUCGAAGCAGUAUGCAGUCAGGGGUCGACGAGUUCUGACAGCCUUGCUACUUUAGACCAAAGUCGUCCAAUUGUUUUGCGCAACACUGUGGUGCCUCUUCCUGAAACUCCUUUGGAAACACGGAGUGAAAUCGCAGAACAACCUUUAGCCUCGUUGCCUGAGUCUCUGAACGAUAAAUUUAUGAAUAACGAUACGAUUGCCUGCACCGACACCUCAAACGAAAAAAGAGAUGCUGUUGAAAACGUAGCUGAUACGGAAGCUGAUCAGUUAACUACACUAGCUUUUCAUCCUCAGUUAUCUAAUCUACCUCCGCCCCCUCCGCCACCGAUAGGUUCUGUUGAGGAAGACGAAUCUCUGUUUACUUCUUUCCCAGCUCCUCCUCCUCCUCCUCACCCUGCCUUUCUGACUGAAAACCCAAAAAUUCCUAAAGCUAUUUUGCCAGAAACUGAAGACUACGUGCCUUUGCCCGUAACUUCUCGAAUCAAGUGCUUUGAAUCUCAAAGUUCGUUUGAGCAAGAGAUGCAGGAGGAGAGGCCUUACCAAGAAAUCAAGCCAGUGGGACCCUGGGUCAAAAAAACCUCAGCUGGGCCUGUAUCCAAACCCGAAGGAUGGCAGUUGUCCCCAGAAGCUGAAAACCAAUCCUGGCCUCCACCGCAGCAAGAAGUUAAACUAAAACCAGAAUUCUACUACGAAAUGGCCUCGACAACUCCAGCGCUGCAACCACCCUCUGAAUUCGACUCAUCGUUGCCGCCUGCUCCAAAACCACACGUGUACCAACCUCACCAUUACCAAUCACCUGCUCAGCUGCAGCAAAUCAAAGAGCAACAAAGAUCACCACAAUUGAAGAGGGCAUCUAAGCAGCAACCAUCACCUCAACCUCAGAGGAAGCUGCAGCAACAACCUCCUAAACUGAAGCCGUUGCCCGAAACAUCUCUCCUCCAGCAGAUCCAUCAGAAGAAGUUCUCGGAAGACGGAGGGUCUUCUCGAGACGGCACUCAAGAUUAUCAGGGCGGCCCUCGACCCAGGGCCCGCACAGGCAGCACCUCCGAGCAAAUCAACCUUCACUACAGCCAAGCCCAACUCAUCGAGGGCGGGGCUGCAUCCCUCCUCCCCGACGGAGGCUUGACCCCCGACGAUAGCGAAGAACCCCUGUUCGACCCAUGGUGUGACCCCAAGAACCCCAGGGUCAUCCAAUUCCAGGACGUAUCGGCGGCGGCCUUCAAGAUCAAGUCUGGCAUCAUGAACACUCCGUGCACUCGCAGCAAUAUGUCCGCCACGACCGGCGUCGAGAUAUUCUUUAAGAAGGAAUUCAACCAACACACAGGCAGCUUCAAGGUCAUGCCCCUGGUGGCACCCAUCAUGAAGGUGCAGGCCUCUACUAUUACCCACUCACCCCUCCCCCCGCCCCUAGGUCAUGACCCUGGUAGCCCCCAUCAUGAAGGUGCAGGCCUCUACUAUUGCCCACUCACCCCUCCUCCCGCCCCCAGGUCAUGCCCCUGGUGGCACCCAUCAUGA